AUGCGCAUGCGCCAAAAUGGCGGCGAUGCUCGCGCAUGCGCACCGCCGGGAAGGAGCUUCGAACAGCCGCGAAGCCGCUCGGAGUUUCGGGAAGCCCUUCGGAGCCGCCACGAAGCCGCUCGGAGCCGCCGCGAAGCCGCCGGGAAGCCCUUCGGAGCCGCCGGGAAGGAGCUCGGAGUUUCGGGAAGCCGCUCGGAGCCGCCGCGAAGCCGCCCCGAAGCCGCCGGGAAGCCCUUCGGAGCCGCCGGGACGGAGCUUCGAACAGCCGCGAAGCCGCUCCGAGCCGCCGCGAAGCCCUUCGGAGCCGCCACGAAACCGUUCGGAGUCGCUACGAAGCCACUCGGAGUUUCGGAAAGCCCUUCGGAACCGCCGCGAAGCCGCCGGGAAGGAGCUCGGAGUUUCGCGAAGCCGCUCGGAGCCGCCGCGAAGCUUCUAGAACCCCCGGGAAGGAGCUCGGAGCCGCCGCAAAGCCCCUCGGAGCCGCCGGGAAGGAGGUUCGAACAGCCGAGUGAGGUGAGGAGCACUGGCACAGGCUGCCCAGGGAGGUGGUGGAGUCUCCUUAUCUGGAGUUGUUCAAGACCUGCCUGGAUGCCGACCUGUGCGCCCUGCUGUAGGGAACCUGCAUGGGCAGGAAGUUGGACUCCAUGAGCUCUGCAGCUCCCU
Lagopus muta (rock ptarmigan) is the source of this 663-nucleotide messenger RNA. RefSeq lists its product as uncharacterized. Bases 1 to 648 code for a protein of 215 amino acids. The transcript is spliced from 3 exons. Lineage: Eukaryota; Metazoa; Chordata; Aves; Galliformes; Phasianidae. The record is from RefSeq and is a predicted model, not a curated record.